AUGGCCAUCUCCAUGCAAACGGGAGUUGGCCUAGCCGCUUCCUUCCUUGUAAUCGCGCUCGCACUCCGGGAUGUCCUUCGACCGAAGGGCAGUGCUGUUGUGAUUCUCCUGCUGUCCGCGGUGUGGUACUGGACCAGCGCGGUCUGGGCUGCCGUGACCAAGGACAUUUUGGCAGAGCUUGGUGCAGCGCUGGUCUAUCCCUCUACGAGCAUAUGGUUGACAUAUGUCCCACAGGCCUUGACCUAUUUCUUGGUGCAGAUCUUUGCGUGGCUUGCGGGGCUCAACAUCUUUGAAGGAACCUUCACUCGCUCCAAAAGCGGUAUGAGCUUCGGCACUUGGCAGCUUGCUGGGUCUGCGUAUUUUUAUGGUCAGCUCUUCACCGUGGCGGCACUGGCUCUCGAUGCGCCGAGCAUCGUGUUCGUGGUAAAGGCCAUAGAGCCUCUCAGCACUGCGCUGCUUGCGAUACCGGUGCUGCGACAGAGCUUCCAGCCGCAGCUGUUUCUGGCAAUCGUUGUUGCAUGCAGCGGCAUUAUGAUAACUGCGUGGGCCGCUCAUGGCGGCUCCAGUGUGGUGCAGAGUGGCAGCGCCUACGUUGCGAUGUGCAUGGGGAUGCUGGCCAACAUCGGCUUCUCCUGCCGAGCCUGCGUGGCGAAGAGGGCCUUGGUCUUCGAGAGCAACCACCCGCUCCAGGCGUUCGGGAAGCUCACCGUCUCUGCAACGCAGUCUGGAACUGUGCUCCUUGUCCUCUGGUUGCUUCUGGGACGAAUGCUGCCGAACCACGAAGCCGCCACCAGCUUGAUCAUGCACCUGUGCCACCGUCCCGCUGCAUGGUUCACGGCAGCAUUGACUUACUUCUUGUAUCAGAGCUCCUCUUUGCUUCUUUUGAACUGCUUCCUGGUUGAGACGCAUGCGCUGCUUGUGGCUCUCAAGCACGUUUUCGUUGUGGUCAUCGCAUCCUUGAUGACAGGAGCUGUGCUCAAUGAGUACAUGGUUCUCGGACUCAUCCUGGUAUGUACCGGCGUGUGCUGGUACCUCACUGACAGCAGCCCGGCCAAGUCGGAGCAGGAGCCGAUCCUGCCCAAAGUGGGACAGGACACCGAGAGCCACGAGGAGGUUCCACGACUUCCGGGGUCGAAGGAGGAAGACUUGCCAAAGGUAAAGCUGACUUCCUCCAGCAAGGGCUCCUUGAGACCGUUUCACGCCAAGGCCAUCUCUAAUGUUCAUGCAGCGCCGAAAUGGACGGUUCUUUACGACGAGCCGACAGGAAGGCUCGCCCUAGUCUUCGAGCUCAUGGACAUGAACCUCUAUGAAGCCAUCAAAGGGCGAAGGCAUUACUUGCCAGAACAAAAGGUCAAACACUACAUGUACGAGAUGCUGAAGGCAUUGGACCACAUGCAUCGGAACGGCAUUUUUCAUCGAGAUGUGAAGCCAGAAAAUCUGCUGCUGCUCGACGAUGAGAUCAAGCUGGCAGACUUGGGCAGUUGCCGUGGCAUCUACUCUCGCCAGCCGUUCACGGAGUACAUCUCCACCAGGUGGUACCGAGCGCCGGAAUGCCUGCUGACGGAUGGGUACUACAACUUCAAGAUGGAUCUUUUUGCAGCUGGUUGCGUUUGUUUUGAGAUCGUGGCUCUGUUCCCUCUCUUCCCUGGGCAGAAUGAGAUGGAUCAGAUACAGAAAAUCCACAACGUGCUGGGCACACCUCCGGCCGAGCUUCUCGCGAGGAAGUUCCGGCGCAAUGCCUCCCACAUGGAUUUCAACUUCCCCGAGAAAAAGGGCACCGGCAUCGAGCGGCUGAUCCCUCAUGCCGACCCAGAGCUCACCGAGCUCAUGAAGAAGCUAGUGAGGUAUGAUCCCGAUGAGCGCAUCCUGGCAAGGCAGGCGCUGAAGGACCCAUACUUUCGCGAGCUCCGUGAAGCAGAGAAGGACGGGAUAAUCGUCGUCGCGCAGCUCCAGUCGACCAGUGGUGGCUCGCGAAGUCGCGAUCCCAUGUCCAAGGCGGGCCUCAGCGCCACGAGCAGCGUGGCCAGCAACGCCGAGCAUGAGAAUCCAGAGCAGACCCAUGAGCUCGGGUACGUCUCGCCCUUCGGCGCGAAGAUGCCGGGAGGAGGGUCCAAGAAGCGCCGGGCACCCGGUGAGCGAAUGGCUUUGGCUUCGCUAGACUCUCUAGACUCUAGACUCCAGCCGUUGGAGCAGCGAGGCUAA
Molecule: messenger RNA, 2202 nt
Organism: Symbiodinium sp. CCMP2592
Lineage: Eukaryota; Dinophyceae; Suessiales; Symbiodiniaceae
Source: the annotation of a GenBank genome assembly